This is a messenger RNA of Dichomitus squalens LYAD-421 SS1, 792 nucleotides long. RefSeq lists its product as uncharacterized. NCBI's taxonomy places the organism in Eukaryota, Fungi, Basidiomycota, Agaricomycetes, Polyporales, Polyporaceae. Bases 1 to 792 code for a protein of 263 amino acids. The transcript has 4 exons. The record is from RefSeq and is a predicted model, not a curated record.
AUGUCUGGUACGAGAACUCAUAACACCUUCAACUUCCGUUCUCUUGUCUCCUCUCGCAAGUACGGCGCAACAUUACGGACCCUGUGCUUACGACGGGUGUGCUAUUCCACCUGCGAUGACUUGACACGAUUCCUCGAGGCCUUUCCUGCCCUGAUGGACCUGCGCUGCGAACGCAUCACCUUCGGAAAGCCUGGAAACCUCUUCAGGAGAAUCGACGUCGGAAUCGCGAAGGAGGCCGUUGACAUGCUCUUGGAAACCCACGCGCGAGUAGAUGCCCUCGAGGAGAUAAUCCUCGAUGUGAUGAACAUAUCUCCGGACAACGCGGGACGCUUCAUAACCUUCAUCUCCCAGUUGCCUCGCGUACGCUGCCUGACCCUCAGUCUUAGGUUGGGCCGCGACGACAAGGAGAUGCUUCGGGGACUUAGUCAUAUGCUCCAAGUCUUGAGGGAGCUAUUCAACUCGUCGGUGUUGACAAGCACUUCGCCUGGAGUGGUGGUCCAGCUUGUUACUGCAGCUCCAGGGCACUUCGAUCACGCACUCUCCAAGGCAGACGCCAUUCAGAUACGCCGGGAGUUGGAGGGCCAGCUUCUCCGCAUCCCUCUUCAGCGAAUGAUACUCUACGUCUGGAACAUCAAAGCCAAUAGAGAACAAUUUUGGAUAAGUGAACUCGAGCAUGAUUUUCCAAGACUACGUCCAAGUGGUCUACUUAUGUCUCGUGCGGACCGAGUAUUCACCAACAUCGGUCAUGACGACAUUGUCUCUACAUUCACCGUCUCUCCAGACAGCAAGUAG